AUGUCUCGCGCCCGACCUCGCGCCACCCUCGACGACGCCCUCCGCGCGCGCGCGCUCACCGUCCUCGGCGCCCCCGCGUCCGCGCUCGAGUGUUCGACGUCCGCGAGCGCGCUCGCCGCGCUCGCGGAGUUUCUCGAGGACACAGUCAUAAGAGCCCUGCCCGCGGACCAACGCGACGGUUUGCGACGCGCGCGAACCGCGGACGCGCGCGGCGUGCGCGACGCGCUCACGGCGUACGGCGAACACCUCGAACCCGCGAUCGAGGCGCUGGGCGAGGGCGCGCUGGACGCCGUCGCGGACGAGCUGCUGGAGCGAGCGACGGCGCUCAAACACGCCGACGCGUCGCCGUCGGCGGCGCGGGACGACGUCGAGGCGAUCGAACGGUCGAGCAAGAGGCUGAAAUUGUUUUCGCGAGACGCCGAUGAAGUGAGCGGGGCGCUGGCGAGCGACGCGGGAUGGGAGGCGUUGACGCGGUUGGCGACGGCGCUCGGCGCGGAGACGAACGGGACGGGCGGCGGGAGGGAUCCGCUCGACGCGUGCGUCUUGCUCGAACGCUGCGUGGUGGCUCAGGAGAGGUUUGUGACGGCGUUCGCGUCGGCGAGCGGGCGAGAGACGGCGAGAAAUCCGCCGAAGCUGGAGGACAUGCCGAGCGGGGUCGGACUGAACGGCGACGCCGAAGUGGAGCGCGCCGUCGCCGUCGCUCGGUUAUUGCACGUGAACGAUCUGCGGAGGUUACAGAGCGAAGUGGAUGCGUUUUUAGUCGCCAUGCAAGAGUACACCGCCGAUCCCAAGACGGAUUCUCGCAUCGGAAAAGUCGGACGAUAG
Ostreococcus lucimarinus CCE9901 is the source of this 825-nucleotide messenger RNA. RefSeq lists its product with no specific name. Gene Ontology annotation, cellular component: tRNA-splicing ligase complex. Bases 1 to 825 code for a protein of 274 amino acids. Gene Ontology annotation, biological process: tRNA splicing, via endonucleolytic cleavage and ligation. Lineage: Eukaryota; Viridiplantae; Chlorophyta; Mamiellophyceae; Mamiellales; Bathycoccaceae. The transcript has a single exon. The record is from RefSeq and is a predicted model, not a curated record. Gene Ontology annotation, molecular function: RNA binding.